CCGUCCUGGGUUAAACAAAGCCCAUCAUGGGAAGCUGCUCCUGCCCGGGCUCGGGAAGGGAGAGCUGGGGGUUCCCCAGCCCCUCAUCAGCGCUAAUUAAUCUUUGACUUUUAAAAUUGGGCCUGUGGUUGAUGCCGAGCCCGCCCCGCUCAGCUCCCGCAGCUCCGUCCUCACCCAGAAAAGCAAACGUGACCCCGCAGCACCCGCUGAGCCCCGCCGGGGCCGCGGCCGGUGAUUCAGCGCGGCUGCCCGGGCUCUGUUGACUCUGGCAGGGCUAUAAGAGCCUGGCACGGCCCGGGCACGGCCACCCUGCCUCGCCAGAGCCUGGCACGGCCUGGGCACAGCCUCGCCAUGCGGCGCUCGCUGCUCCUGGCCGCGCUCUGCCUGGCCCUGGCCGGCGCCCUCCGCAGGGUGCCCCUGAGCCGGCGCCGCUCCCUGCGGAAGCUGCUGCGGGACCGGGGGCGACCCUGGCACCUCUGGAGAGCGCAGGAGGGGCGGGACGAGAGCAGCGAGGACUGCGCCGCCUUCUCGGAGACCAACGAGCCCCUCCUCAACUACCUGGAUAUGGAGUAUUUUGGGCAGAUCUCCAUCGGGACCCCACCCCAGAAUUUCACCGUGGUGUUCGACACGGGCUCCUCCAACCUCUGGGUGCCUUCUGUUUACUGUGUCAGCAAAGCCUGCGCUCAGCACACCAGGUUCCACCCAACCCAGUCCAGCACCUACCAGGUGAUCGGGACCCCCUUCUCCAUCCAGUACGGCACCGGCAGCAUGACAGGGAUCAUCGGCUCCGACCAAGUGACCGUCGAGGGGCUGACCGUCAGCAACCAGCAGUUUGCAGAGAGCAUCAGCGAGCCCGGAAAAACCUUCCUGGAUGCUGAGUUCGACGGGAUCCUGGGGCUGGCCUACCCCUCCCUGGCCGUGGACGGGGUCACCCCUGUGUUUGACAACAUGAUGGCCCAGGACCUGGUGGAGCUGCCCAUUUUCUCCGUCUACAUGAGCUCGGACCCCCAGUCCCCCCUGGGAGGAGAGCUGCUUUUUGGGGGCUUUGACACCUCCCGCUUCACGGGGACCCUGAACUGGGUGCCGGUCACCCAGCAGGGCUACUGGCAGAUCCAGCUGGACAACAUCCAGCUGGGUGGGACAGUGACCUUCUGCGCCGAGGGCUGCCAGGCCAUCGUGGACACCGGCACCUCGCUCAUCGCCGGCCCCACCAAGGAGAUCAAAGAGCUGCAGAAGCUCAUUGGGGCCGUGUCUGUGGAUGGAGUGUACGCCGUGGAGUGCAGCAACCUGGACGUGAUGCCCGAGCUGACCUUCACCAUCAACGGGCUGCCCUACACGCUCAGCGCCCAGGCUUACACCCUCAUGGAGAGCAGCGAUGGCAUCACCUUCUGCACCAGCGGCUUCCAGGGGAACGACGUGCCCCCUCCCACGGGCCCCCUCUGGAUUUUGGGUGAUGUUUUCAUCCGGCAGUUCUACUCCGUCUUCGACCGGGGCAACAACAUGGUGGGGUUGGCCCCUGCUGUCCCCUAGGGCUGUGACACCCGUGGGGCAGGAGAGGAACGGACCUUGGAGGGCAGUGGGUGUCAACCUGUCCUCCUCGGUGUCCCCAGGGGGAUGGAGGCGCCCAGGGGUGCAGCUGGAGAGCCCAGCAGGGGUUCAGGCCACGCCAGGACACUGUGAUGCACAAAGGCCUCGAGCAGCUCCGUGAUCUGCUCUGCACCUUCUCUGGUUUUGAAUCCUGAGCCAAUAAAAGCUUUAAUA
This is a messenger RNA of Prinia subflava (tawny-flanked prinia), 1761 nucleotides long. It is a transcript of the gene CTSE, whose product is annotated as cathepsin E. Gene Ontology annotation, molecular function: aspartic-type endopeptidase activity. Bases 352 to 1530 code for a protein of 392 amino acids. The record is from RefSeq and is a predicted model, not a curated record. Gene Ontology annotation, biological process: antigen processing and presentation of exogenous peptide antigen via MHC class II; proteolysis. Gene Ontology annotation, cellular component: endosome. NCBI's taxonomy places the organism in Eukaryota, Metazoa, Chordata, Aves, Passeriformes, Cisticolidae. The transcript has 10 exons.